Molecule: messenger RNA, 2175 nt
Organism: Alligator sinensis (Chinese alligator)
Lineage: Eukaryota; Metazoa; Chordata; Crocodylia; Alligatoridae
Product: Fc receptor-like protein 4
Biological process (GO): cell surface receptor signaling pathway
Molecular function (GO): transmembrane signaling receptor activity
Source: RefSeq, a predicted model, not a curated record
AUGGCCAUGAUUGACUUGAAGCUGGCCCUGCAGCCUUCCCUCCCCUUGUGGUCUCUGCUCCACCUGUGCACUGGGCUGAUGGCUCUGAUACUCUCUUGGCAGGUCUUGGGGCCAGAGUCUGUUCACAGAAUACCACUGUGGGAAGCCAGUCUGACCUCCUGGACAUCUCAGGCCUCUGGGUUUCCUUGGACAGCCUCAGGGUUGAUGUUGGUACUGCUGGGCAGGAAGGAACAGGCCUUGCCUGCAUCCAUGUUCUGUCUUGUUAUCUUUGCAGCUCAUGCCCUUGGCUUAGCUGCAGCUGCACAGAAGGCCGUGCUGACCCUGGACCCCCCCUGGAGCACCGUGUUUAGGGACGAGAGUGUCACUCUGAGAUGCACUGGAUCCCACUCUCCUGGAAGCACCCGCACCUCUUGGUACUUUGAGGGAAAAUUCUGGAAAUGGACAGAAACGAACAGCCUCCCAAUUAAAUCUGCAGCAAUGAAAGAUAGAGGCAAAUACCAGUGCGAGACCCGUGGCUCCACACGCAGUGACCCCGUCCAGCUGACUGUCUCUAACGACUGGCUGAUUCUCCAGGCCCCGCAUUAUGCAGUGUUUGAAGGGGACCGGCUGGUUCUGAGAUGCUGCGGGUGGAAAGGUGGUAAAGUGGGCAAUAUGAGAUACUACAGAGAUGGAAGAGACAUCACACCAGGGCAUGUUCAGUCCAGUUAUACUAUUGAUCAAGCAAAGGUGAUGGACAGUGGCAGAUACCGAUGUGAAGGAAAAAUGAAUUCUCCUUUGCUUUAUUCUACACAAUCCUCCGAUGAGGUAUUGGUUUCUGUCCACGAGCUCUUUUCAACACCGGAGUUGAGGGUGGCUGGCUCAGCUAAAGCCAUAGAAGAAAGCCCACUGACCCUGCAAUGUGUCACACGGCUCAAUCCCCGGAAAUCAAACUCACAACUUCAGUACUCCUUCUACAAGAGCACCACGAUUGUGAGAGAGCCAACGAGCUCCCCCGAGUACCAGAUCCCAGAGGCAGGGCUGGCAGACUCGGGACUCUACUUUUGUGUGGUGCAGGUGGUGACCUCAAGUGUACGGAAACGGAGCCCCGAACUAGACAUCGAGGUUAAACGAGUCCCCGUCUCCGGAGUCACCCUGGGGGUGCAGCCCCGCAAUGGGCAGGUGGUGGCAGGAGAGGGACUGGUGCUGAACUGCUCCGUGGCUGCGGGCACGGGGCCACUCACCUUCUCUUGGCACCGGGAGGGCUCUGGCCUGGCUCUGAGGACAGAGACUCUGCGCUUACGGAGGACAGACUACAAGAUCCCUGCUGCCAUGGAGAGAGAUGCCGGGGAGUAUUACUGCGCUGCCUCGAAUGGCCACGACCCGGUCCUGAGGCCACAGGCGACAGUCACAGUGUGGGUGCCGGUGGCUGGGGCCAACAUCACCACAGAUAAGCUGGAUCCAGUGCUCAUGGUGGGAGAAAGCCUGAAUCUCAGCUGCUCGGUGCAGGUGGGGACAGACCCAGUGUUCAGGUGGGUUCAUGACACUCAGGAACUGGACGUGGCCUCAGGGCUGGGCCUGCUCUCUCCUGUGGGGAACGUCCUGUAUGUGGAGUCGGUGCAGCUGGGCCAUGCGGGGAAUUACCAGUGCAUCGCCAGCAACCAGCUCAGUCCCCAGAGAGUCUUCCUGGCCCCCAGCGAGAUUCUGGCCAUCACCGUGAGAGCAGACGUGAGUGCCCAGAUGGCUGCGAGUGCAUCUGUCACGGGUGUGAUAGUCGCCCUCCUGUGCCUGGUCGGUGCCAUAUUGGCUGCUGUGCUCUACAUCAGGUACCGGCAGAAAACAGAAGAGACAUUUUUCACUGCUCAGUGGAGGCGCACUCUGAGCCCAGCGCAGCAGGAGCUCCCUGCCCAGAGGCUGCCUCCCCCGGCUGCCGUGGGCUCCCUGGAGCUGGAGCCAGAGUAUGACAAUGUGUGUCCCCAGGAGCAGGAGAGUGGAGACGUGCUCUAUUCAGUUAUCAGCAUCAAGAAAGGAAACAGGGCGAAGCCCACAGGAACUGCUGAGAGGGAUAAUGGACACCUUGUCACCUAUGCUGUGCUCCCCAGCCCCAUGAUCCCCCGGGAUUCAGCCACCAGAGUGAGGGCAUCAGAAGAGAGAGACGAGCCCAUGAGCGACAUCUAUGAGAACGUUCCCCACCCGUAA